AGCUCUGACUGAAGGCUACGUUGGCUCGUUGCAUGAAAACAGACAUGGUAGUUCUGUGCAAAUACGGCGGCGUAAGGCCUCGGGGGACCCUUACUGGGCAUACUCAGGUACAUAUGGUCCUGAGCACUGGGUUACUUCAAGUGUGGAUUGUGGAGGCACUCACCAGUCUCCAAUAGACAUUGUAGACCAUCAGGCACGUGUGGGAGAAGAGUAUCAAGAAUUACAGCUUGAUGGUUUCGACAGUGAAUCCUCUAACAAGACAUGGAUGAAAAACACUGGGAAAACUGUUGCCAUCCUUCUGAAGGACGACUAUUUCAUCAGCGGUGCCGGGCUGCCAGGGAGAUUCAAAGCUGAGAAAGUGGAAUUUCACUGGGGGCAGAGCAAUGGAUCCGCCGGCUCGGAGCACAGCAUCAACGGCAAGAGGUUCCCUGUGGAGAUGCAGAUUUACUUCUACAAUCCUGAUGACUUUGACAGUUUUGGAGCAGCAAUUUUAGAAAACCGGAUAAUAGGAGCCAUGGCUGUGUUUUUUCAAGUCGGUCAGAGGGACAAUCCAGCACUGGAUCCUAUUAUCCAUGGGUUGAAGGGUGUCGUACAUCAUGAGAAAGAGACCUUUCUGGAUCCCUUUGUGCUGAGAGACCUUCUGCCCACAUCAUUGGGGAGUUAUUAUCGGUAUACAGGUUCUCUGACAACUCCACCAUGUAGCGAGAUUGUGGAAUGGAUAGUUUUUCGCAGGCCUGUUUCCAUUUCUUAUCACCAGCUGGAGGCGUUUUAUUCCAUCUUUACCACAGAACAGCAAGAUCACGUCAAGUCUGUGGAGUAUCUGAGGAAUAACUUUCGACCGCAGCAGCGUCUGAAUGACAGGGUGGUGUCCAAGUCUGCUGUGAAAGACGCUUGGAGCCAUGACGUGAUGGACAUCCUAGAAAAUCCAUUUGGCACAGAGGCUUCCAAAGUUUGCAGCACUCCCCCAGUCAACAUGAAAGUGCAGCCUGUGAACAGAACAGCUUUGCUCGUAACCUGGAACCAACCCGAGAUCAUCUACCACCCUCCCAUUAUGAACUACAUGAUCUCCUACAGCUGGACUAAAAAUGAAGACGAAAAAGAGAAAACUUUCACCAAGGACAGUGACAAGGACCUGAAAGCCAUCAUUAGCCAUGUCUCACCUGACAUCCUUUAUCUGUUCAGAGUUCAAGCAGUUUGCCGAAAUGACAUGCGUAGUGACUUUAGCCAGACAAUGCUUUUUCAAGCUAACACAACUCGAAUAUUCGAGGGGACCAGAAUUGUUAAAACAGGAGUGAAUAAUGGUCAGACUGGAGUGUUUGGAAAGAAAAAGAAAACAAAAGGAAAAAAGAGCCGAGGUAGCAUAUCAGGUACCCCUACUGACGCUCUCUCUGGUGUGUUUUCUUCCCUUGUCCCUUCUGGUGGUCACUUCAAGCCUACAGCUUCUCCUGCUUCUUCUGCUGACAUGGCUCCCAUCAGUUCUGGAUCUUCUACUUGGACUUCUUCUGGCCUUCCUUUCUCCUUUGUUUCCAUGGCAACUGGAAUGGGGCCUUCCUCCAGUGGCAGCCAAGCAACAGUGGCCUCCGUGGUGACCAGCACAUUGCUUGCCGGCCUUGGGUUUAGUGGUGGUGGUAUUUCCUCCUUUCCUAGCACUGUGUGGCCGACCCGUCUUCCUACUGCUGCUUCCACCAGCAAACAGUCGGUCAGGCCGGUGCUCACUACUCCUGAGGCUUUAUCUUCUCCAGGACCGGACAGUGAUUCCGCUCCGACGAAAGACAAUGAGGGAGCGGAGGAAGGAGAGAAGGAUGAGAAGAGCGAAAGCGAGGAUGGCGAAAGGGAGCACGAAGAAGAGGGGGAGAAAGAUUCGGAAAAGAAAGAGAAGAGCGCAGUGACGGAGGCCGCUGAGGUACAAAAUGACACGGAGCCCACGCUAACGACCAUUCCCCCUAACAGAACUGUGGAGGAGGAAGGAAAUAGAACCAUACCUGCUCAAGAGGAAACCCAAAACGUUUCCUCCACAGCUCAGAGUUCUGACGAAGAGAGGAUUACUGAACCAGACACUCAGCCCCAACCUGUCCCCUCCACCCAAGCACCACCAGCAUUCACAAAGGAACAGUACGUCGAGAAAAUCCCAAAGGGACCAGAGACAACAUCAAGAAAAGCUUUUCCUGGUGACCGCAGGUUUCCAGAGGAAAAUCCAUCAGAUAACAGAUUCAUCACCAUUAACCCCGACAAGAAUAGCUCCAGUAUGGCCACCAGACCUUCUCCUGGCAAAAUGGAGUGGAUCAUCCCCUUGAUUGUGGUGUCAGCCCUGACCUUUGUGUGCCUCAUUCUUCUUAUUGCCGUGCUGGUUUACUGGAGAGAAUGUAACAAAAUAAAGUCCAAGGGCUUACCCCGACGUUUCCGUGAAGCGCCAUCUUCUGGGGAGAGAACAGAGAAGGGGAGCAGAAAGUGUUUUCAGACGGCUCAUUUCUAUGUGGAGGACAGCAGCUCGCCUCGAGUGGUCCCUAAUGAGAGUAUUCCCAUUAUACCUAUCCCAGAUGACAUGGAAGCCAUUCCUGUCAAACAGUUUGUUAAACACAUCAGUGAGCUCUAUUCUAAUAACCAACAUGGCUUCUCAGAAGACUUUGAGGAAGUGCAACGCUGUACAGCCGACAUGAACAUCACCGCAGAACAUUCCAAUCACCCCGAUAACAAGCACAAAAACAGAUACAUCAACAUUUUAGCAUAUGAUCACAGUAGAGUGAAACUAAGGCCUUCACCAGGAAAAGAUUCUAAGCACAGCGACUAUAUUAAUGCUAACUAUGUUGAUGGGUACAACAAAGCAAAAGCCUACAUUGCUACCCAGGGACCGUUAAAGUCUACCUUUGAAGAUUUCUGGAGAAUGAUUUGGGAACAAAAUACUGCAAUCAUUAUCAUGAUUACAAACCUUGUGGAAAAAGGAAGAAGAAAAUGUGAUCAGUACUGGCCAACUGAGAAUAGUGAGGAAUACGGCAACAUUAUAGUCACACUGAAGAGCACAAAAAUACAUGCCUGCUACACCGUCCGCCGUUUCACAGUCAGAAAUACAAAAAUGAAAAAGGGUCAGAAGGGGAACCCCAAAGGGCGGCAGAACGAGAGAACGGUUAUUCAGUAUCACUACACGCAAUGGCCUGACAUGGGCGUGCCGGAAUACGCUCUGCCUGUGCUAACCUUUGUGAGGAGAUCGUCAGCCGCCAGGACCCCAGAAAUGGGACCCGUGCUUGUACACUGCAGUGCUGGUGUGGGCAGAACUGGUACCUACAUUGUGAUAGACAGCAUGCUGCAACAGAUAAAAGACAAAAGCACAGUUAACGUCCUAGGUUUCCUGAAACACAUCAGGACACAGCGCAACUACCUCGUUCAGACAGAGGAGCAGUACAUUUUUAUUCAUGAUGCCUUGUUGGAAGCCAUCCUUGGGAAGGAGACAGAAGUAUCUGCCAACCAGCUGCAUAGUUAUGUUAACAGCAUUCUCAUACCUGGAAUAGGGGGAAAGACACGACUAGAGAAACAAUUCAAGCUGGUCACACAGUGUAACGCAAAGUAUGUGGAAUGCUUCAGCGCUCAAAAAGACUGCAACAAAGAGAAGAACAGAAACUCAUCAGUUGUGCCAUCUGAACGUGCUAGGGUGGGUCUCGCACCACUGCCUGGAAUGAAGGGAACUGAUUACAUUAAUGCCUCUUAUAUCAUGGGUUACUUCAGGAGCAAUGAGUUCAUCAUAACCCAGCAUCCUCUUCCACACACAACUAAAGACUUUUGGCGGAUGAUCUGGGAUCACAAUGCGCAGAUCAUUGUCAUGCUGCCAGACAACCAGAGCUUGGCAGAAGAUGAGUUUGUGUACUGGCCAAGUCGCGAGGAAUCCAUGAACUGUGAGACUUUUACCGUGACCCUUAUCAGCAGAGACAGACUGUGCCUCUCUAACGAAGAGCAAAUUAUCAUCCAUGAUUUCAUCCUUGAAGCUACCCAGGAUGACUACGUUCUGGAAGUACGCCACUUUCAGUGUCCCAAAUGGCCAAACCCAGAUGCCCCCAUAAGCAGCACCUUUGAACUUAUCAAUGUAAUCAAGGAAGAGGCCUUAACAAGGGAUGGCCCCACCAUUGUUCACGAUGAGUAUGGAGCUGUGUCAGCCGGAACGCUGUGUGCCCUGACCACCCUGUCCCAGCAGCUGGAGAACGAAAAUGCUGUUGAUGUUUUCCAAGUGGCAAAGAUGAUCAAUCUUAUGCGGCCUGGAGUAUUUACGGACAUUGAACAGUACCAGUUUCUUUAUAAGGCAAUGCUAAGCUUGGUGAGCACUAAGGAAAAUGGAAAUGGUCCCAUGACACUGGACAAAAAUGGAGCUGUGAUGGCCAAUGAUGAACCAGAUCCUGCAGAAAGCAUGGAGUCUCUUGUCUAAUUGGAAUCUUGAAAAGGCACUUAAUUUGUAGAACUUCUGAAGACUGCGUGAACUUUUUUGAGGCCUUUUUUUGCCAGACUCUAGGUUAUACAAUAACCCAAUUACUUUUUUACACUGAUAAAAGUUUUGAUAUUUAUUUUUUGCCAUUUUAUGUCUUAAUGGUAUCCUACUGAGCAUUUGCACCUCUGUUUAUUUCACACAGUGAACCGCAAUUUUACCUAGUUUGCACUAUCUGAUCAGUGUUACUGCCUCUAAUUCUCUAACACAAAAGCAAGCCCUGAUGUGACAUUCCAUGACAACAAACAUGCUACUUUUUAGUUUAAAUGCAGUGAAGUUUUGUUAAUGAUAGUGGCCCUUGAAUCUUAAAUCCUGAAUGCUAGACCAGAUGGAUUCUUUCUACAAAAAAUACUGCACCCCUUCAGACACCUAAUGUUUAUUGCUUUCAUUUUAAUUGUUGUAGGUUUUCUGUAUUCCAGUUCAUUGGAUAAGCAAUAGUCAUCUUUUCUUGAUACAAUGUGGCAGGUGAUUACUAGCAACGGUGAAGGUAUAAUAGCCUCACAGAGCUGAAACAAUUGCUUUUGUAUUGUUUCAGAUUCUGCUUUUGUAUAUUUUGAGGCCUAAGCAUUGCUUUCCGUAGAACAUAUAAAAUUACAUUAAAAAAAUGCACAGAACAACUCAGACCUGCGACAUGGUCACACUACAUCUUCAAAGUUUCCCCAAUUAUUCAGAGUAAAAAUGUCAGUUUUAGGUUUUAAAACCGCCAUAUGGGAAAGUGUUUUAUUUUUCAUUUUCAUCAUAGCAAAUUCAACGAAAACUGUGCUACAAUCUAAAAAAGGUCUGUUUUCAGAUACACAAAGGUAACAAUAUUUUACAUUACUAAACAAUUCAAUAUUUUAAACACAUUAAUUUCCUUACUAUUUCUUGAACAGGACCUCACACCUACUGGUAUGUCACAUGGCGAAGACAGACGUUUCUUAAUUUCAUAACUGUUAGAUGCCAUUUUUACAGGUGUGUAAUUUUCAUAUUUUAGUGCUAAAACAUAAAGUACUGAUCCAUAUUUACUGGUGAAGCAAACUAAUAAAAAUAACUACCUAUAAA
Molecule: messenger RNA, 5506 nt
Organism: Pelodiscus sinensis (Chinese soft-shelled turtle)
Lineage: Eukaryota; Metazoa; Chordata; Testudines; Trionychidae
Source: RefSeq, a predicted model, not a curated record